AUGGGAGAGCAACUGUUAAACAACAGCAUCCUUGAUCAAUUUAUUAAUAGCCACGAGCAGUCAUAUGAAGAGUUCCUAAAUACAUUCACUUAUCUUUUAAAAGAGGAAGAGGGGAAGACAAUUCAAGGAAGUAAAGUGGACUCCUUAAGAAAAACAAUUUCUACUUCUGAAUUACCAAAUGGAAAUAAACAGGAUGGCUCACCUGGAAGAAACAAAGAAAUGUGGAUGUCUCUUCCACCACAGAUGCCAAAUGAGAAGGAGACAGUGAUGAAUGAGAGCUGGAAAGCUGGUGGCUCUGGUGGAAGUGGUCUCAGUCUGUCUGAAAGAGUGAAGGUGGACAAGUACUUAGAUUUGGAAGAUACAGACACAGAUGAAGAGACAUGCAGUG
Cariama cristata (Red-legged seriema) is the source of this 388-nucleotide messenger RNA. RefSeq lists its product as uncharacterized. Gene Ontology annotation, biological process: spermatogenesis; acrosome reaction. NCBI's taxonomy places the organism in Eukaryota, Metazoa, Chordata, Aves, Cariamiformes, Cariamidae. The annotation marks the transcript as partial. The record is from RefSeq and is a predicted model, not a curated record. Gene Ontology annotation, cellular component: 9+0 non-motile cilium; cytosol. The transcript is spliced from 4 exons. Gene Ontology annotation, molecular function: intraciliary transport particle A binding.